AUCAUGACAGACCAAACUUUGGGAGGAGUUUUGAGGGACCCAUCCUCCUCUGGAAGGGUCAUCAAGUGGGCCAUGUUCCUCUCUCAAUAUGAUAUUUCUUACCAGCCCCGUUCCAUCAAGAAGGGCCAGGUCAUUGCAGAUUUCGUGGUGGAGUGUACAGCCAGAGGGUAGACCAAAGAGGACGGGACGAACCAGGAAAAAAAGGGAAAUGUGGGAAAUACACUCUCAUGGAUCCUGCACCAAAGACGGAUCAGGAGGAGGAGCGGUCCUCACCUCUCCUGAAGGCUUCAAGGCCUAUCAUUCCUUCAAGUUCAUGUUUCGGGCCACCAACAACGAAGCAGAAUAUGAGGCCCUCAUCGGGGGAAUCCAGGUUGCCCUAUUCAUGAAGAUAAAGAAUAUUCACCUCAAAUUUGACUCAAAACUAGCCAUUGGGCAGCUAAAAGGAGAAAUGGAGGCAAAGGAAGGAAGGCUGAAGAAAUACAGAGACUGCGCCAGGAGCCUACUUGGAAAAUUUGAGUAUUAUGAACUCAUAUAUGUUCCAAGAGAGGAAAAUGAAGAGGCGGACAUGCUUGCCAAAUUGUGUAGGACCGUCCCUGUCCACAUUGAAAGCAUGGUGAGGCAGCAUUGGAAGACUUGUCCUGUUUGGGAAGAGGCGGUCCCUGUCCUUGAGAUAUCCGGUCCAGGUACAACAUGGAUGAGCCCCCUAUCCACAUACCUUGAAAAGGGAGAGCUCCCUGUUGAUCCCAAGGAGGCCCGUAGAGUCCAAUUGCUGGCUCCUAAGUAUUAGUUGGAUGGAGGGAGAUUAUAUAAAAGGACCUUGGGUGGACCGAUGCUCAAGUGUUUGAGUGAAAGAGAAGCGGGAAGAAUACUGGAAGAGGUGCACCAAGGAGUCUGUUCUACCUAUCAAGGUGCCCUCACUUUGACAAGAAAGGUGAUACUCCAGG
Molecule: messenger RNA, 944 nt
Organism: Cuscuta campestris
Lineage: Eukaryota; Viridiplantae; Streptophyta; Magnoliopsida; Solanales; Convolvulaceae
Source: the annotation of a GenBank genome assembly